Doryrhamphus excisus (bluestripe pipefish) is the source of this 2195-nucleotide messenger RNA. Its product is annotated as rab GTPase-activating protein 1-like. The record is from RefSeq and is a predicted model, not a curated record. Lineage: Eukaryota; Metazoa; Chordata; Actinopteri; Syngnathiformes; Syngnathidae.
UUCUUUUUUUUUCUUCCUUAUUAAUGUUUAAGUAUUCAGUUGCUUUACCUGCUUGACUUGUUUUCUGCCUGGCAACAAGCACAAUAAUAAAACUAAUAGCCAAAGGAGAGUGUUUUACACACACACACACACACACACACACACUUCAUGGUUUGUGUGCUUUGCAGCCACGUGCUUGUUGUACUCGUGUGCUUUCAUCUUGGAGGCGUCCUACAGGUUCUGUCAGAAACUCGGCCAGCGGGAAAAUGUCUUUUGAGCGUUUGGUGGCGAAUGGAAGAGAAGAGGUGGGUGUGUCUUUUCCUUCACACACUCAGGUCUCAUAUAAAGCCUGUGGAACCUGUUAGCACCUAGUGUCACUUCCUGGAAUACUUCUUCAUGUUUGUGUCUUCACCUUCGGACAACAGCUUCACCCCCUCGCUUUUCUUCCCAGCACUCCACAUGCCCUCUUCAGCUGGAUGCUCCUGACCACCUGGAAACAAAGAAUCCUCUGCCUCUGCCCCUUGUUGGUCAUCCUUGUUUUUGGGGGCGGUCGAGAUGAUGGAGGAGGUGUCGGUCACCAUGUCCUACGAUGCCCAGCUGUCGGAGCAGAUGACCGAGGAGGCCAUCCUGGCAUGUCUGGUGGCCGAAACGCAACCCAGCUUUCCAGUCCCGACCAAGAAAGCCAAACUGAGAGAAAGCCGUCUGCAAAUCAUGGAGGAUGAGGAAGACCCCUUGAACAAAUGCCAGAUGGAGAACCAUCGUCUUCAGCAGGCCAGCCUCCGUCUGGAGCGGGAGAACGACAACCUGGCCCAAACACUCAUCACCAGCAAGGUGGCCCUCAGGAGCGCCCUGGAUAAGGCGGAGGACAACUUGGACGAGCUCACCAGCGACCUCCUGCUCACCCGCCGUCGUCUGCAGGUCACAGAAGAGGAGAAGCGCAGCAAGGAAGAGGAGGCGGCCAUGUUAAAGGAAGUGUUACGGAGGGAGCUGGAGAAGGCGGAGCAGGAGGUGAAAAGGUCCUCAGGCAUCAUAGCAGACUACAAACAGAUCUGUUGUCAGCUGACAUCACGCAUGGAAAGACAACAGGAAGCACAUUUGCAGGAGAUCCACUCACUCAAGAGCAAGAUGAAGGCUUGUCCUCAUUGUCAUCAUGCUGAAGAAUCAGAAAAGGAAUCUGCAUCAUCAGAAGACCCGGGUUUGGUUGUUCCAGGCUGGGGUAGGAAGCACGCUGGCCCCUCUGAGGCACAACAGAGGAGGGAGGACCAGGAGAAGGCCUCCCUCACGGCUCAGAUUAGACAGCUGGAGAAGGAGCUGGCUCAGACCAAACUACAGAUAGUGGAGGCCAAAUGCAGGAUCCAGGAGCUGGAGCACGAGCGGGGCAUCCUAGCCAACGACCUCCAGGAAGCAAAGAACAACUGGAUCAGCAAAGCCUUGACCUCGCUCCGCCCGUCCACUGACGGGGUGCCGACGUCAGGCAGGGGCCUCCACGGUGGCUCCCUGUCUGGGUGGAAGCUGUCGUGGCCUCACAACAACGGCAGUCAAAAAGAAAAUAGCUGUGAGAAAGAACGGGCUGACGGACAAAGCUGGAAUGCACCAUAAUGCACACCAGGGGGUGCUCUCGAGCAGUCUGAUACGAUGGAGCCUCGGGAUGUGAACAUGCAUUGAUUCUUUUUCACUUCCACAAGGGGAAUAUUACAAGAGUAAAGUCAUGAGGGGAAAAAAUCAUAAUAUCAUAGGAAGUGAGGCAGCAGCAGUAGUAAAAAAAAAUGGUUGGGUCACCCUUGGCAAAGUUCACCUUUUGUCUCGUCAGACCACAGAGUAUUUUCCCAAGGGUCUUGGGGUCAUCAAGAUGUUUUCUGGCAAAAUGGAGACAAGCCUUAAUGUUCUUUUUGUUCAGCAGUGGUUUUGGUCUUGGAGCUCUGCCAUGCGCACCAUUUUUGCGCAGCGUAUUUCUUAAAGUGGAGUCGUGAACACUGACCUUAACUGAGGCGAGUGAAGCCUGCACGUCUUUGGAUGUUGUUGAGGGGUCUUUUGUGACCUCUCGGAUGAGUCGUUGCUGUCCUCUUGGGGUCAUCUGGGUUGGCUGGGCACUCCUGAGAAGGUUCUCACCACUGUGGACAAUGGCUCUCACUGUGGUUUGCUGGAGUCCCAAACCACACUGAUGUCAGUCUCGGGGGGCACAAUCACCUCGCACAGGGCCAUGUGGGAUUGGAUUU